Oxyura jamaicensis (ruddy duck) is the source of this 2252-nucleotide messenger RNA. It is a transcript of the gene PPARD, whose product is annotated as peroxisome proliferator activated receptor delta. The transcript is spliced from 7 exons. Gene Ontology annotation, molecular function: RNA polymerase II cis-regulatory region sequence-specific DNA binding; nuclear receptor activity; zinc ion binding. The record is from RefSeq and is a predicted model, not a curated record. Gene Ontology annotation, cellular component: nucleus. Lineage: Eukaryota; Metazoa; Chordata; Aves; Anseriformes; Anatidae. The coding region runs from base 404 to 1735 and encodes 443 amino acids. Gene Ontology annotation, biological process: hormone-mediated signaling pathway; cell differentiation; regulation of lipid metabolic process.
GGCUCCCGGCUGUCCCUGCCGGCACGCCGGGGGCUUUGCUCCCGCUGCCUCCCCGCAGCGCCAGGGACUCGCCCCAGCAGAUGGUUGCAGCGUGCGGCAGAGGGAGCGUGUGUUUAAAUUCCAAGAGACGGCGCUGGAUCUGUCCCAGUUCUCCCGGCGGCAUAAAUAUCUGGCCUUCAGCGCAGCCGGGGAACUUGGUGUUGUGUUCUCUUGCAGAUUGCUUCGCUGCUCAGCUCUCCGUGCUGACAUGGUAACGGACCAGGGGCUCGCACCGGCGGGCGGACAGGGACAGCUGCUGCGGAGAGGCUAGCGCAACAGCCUGGGAGCGUCCAUCUCGGCUCGACGCGGAUGAUGCCAGAGCUAUGACAGGGAUUGCAGUCUUGGCACUGAGGGGUGAUCGAUUAUGGAACAACUACAGGAGGAAGUACCUGAGGUCAGGGAAGAGGAGGAGGAAGAGGAAGAGGCAGUGAUGGUGGCCAGCGGAGCCUCAGAGCCAAGUGCAGGACCAGACAGCUCGCUGCCUUCGAGCAGCUACACAGACCUUUCACAGAGCUCCUCUCCCUCCCUGUCGGACCAGCUGCAGAUGGGCUGCGAGGAGGCGGCCUCGGGAGCGCUGAACGUGGAGUGCAGGGUGUGCGGGGACAAAGCCUCGGGGUUUCACUACGGCGUGCACGCCUGCGAGGGCUGCAAGGGCUUCUUCCGCCGGACGAUCCGCAUGAAGCUGGAGUACGAGAAGUGUGAGCGGAGCUGCAAGAUUCAGAAGAAGAACAGGAACAAGUGCCAGUACUGCCGCUUCCAGAAAUGCCUCUCGCUGGGCAUGUCACAUAACGCGAUCCGCUUCGGCCGCAUGCCGGAGGCAGAGAAGAGGAAGCUGGUGGCGGGGCUGACAGCGAGCGAGAUCAGCUGCCAGAACCCACAGGUGGCCGACCUGAAAGCUUUCUCCAAGCACAUCUACAACGCCUACCUGAAAAACUUCAACAUGACCAAAAAGAAGGCGAGAGGUAUCUUGACCGGGAAGGCCAGCAGCACCCCACAGCCUUUUGUGAUCCAUGACAUGGACACCUUGUGGCAAGCGGAGAAGGGGCUGGUGUGGAAGCAGCUGGUGAAUGGGAUUCCCCCCUACAAGGAGAUCGGGGUGCACGUCUUCUACCGCUGCCAGUGCACCACGGUAGAGACCGUGCGGGAGCUCACCGAGUUCGCCAAGAGCAUCCCCAGCUUCGUAGGCCUCUACUUGAACGACCAAGUGACUUUGCUCAAGUACGGGGUGCACGAGGCCAUCUUUGCCAUGCUGGCCUCUAUCAUGAACAAGGAUGGGCUGCUGGUGGCCAACGGGAACGGCUUUGUGACCCGCGAGUUCCUGCGUAGCCUGCGCAAGCCCUUCAACGAGAUCAUGGAGCCCAAAUUCGAGUUUGCCGUGAAGUUCAACGCGCUGGAGCUGGAUGACAGCGACCUGUCUCUGUUUGUGGCUGCCAUUAUCCUGUGCGGAGACCGUCCUGGCCUGAUGAACGUGAAGCAGGUGGAGGAGAUCCAGGACAACAUCCUGCGGGCGCUGGAGUUCCACCUGCAGUCCAACCACCCGGACGCCCAGUACCUCUUCCCCAAGCUGCUGCAGAAGAUGGCCGACCUGCGGCAGCUGGUGACGGAGCACGCCCAGCUGGUGCAGAAGAUCAAGAAGACGGAGACCGAGACCUCUCUGCACCCGCUUCUUCAGGAGAUCUACAAGGACAUGUACUAAGGACCUGUUAUUUAUGAGAACGAAGCCAUGGAUUCCCAGCGGGACUCUUUGUACGAAAAACAAAGAAAACCUUUCCCCGUGUCUUCCGUUUCUUCUACUGGAAACUUUUCCACGCGACCCCACCGUACGGUACACAGGGCAGGACGCCGUAAGAUUUCGCAGCCGCCACCCGGGAGGCCGGGGCUUCCGUUAACACACACUAACAAAUUGAGAGGCAAACCCCACGCUACCGUUUCCGUUACGAUGGCUCUGCUCUUCAGCUGCUCCCCCCCCGGGGCCCCUGGAGCGGCCGGACGGUUCACACGGCGCGGACAGCGGGGUUCCUGCGGCAGCCGGGGCACAGCGGGGUUGCUCUGGUUGUUCAGAGGCCCGAGCGGGGCCAGCAGCAGCACUUCGAGCGUGUCUCGGUUGUCUUUUUUUUUUUUUUUUCGUAUUGCACUCCGAAGAUAUUGGUCCUGAGCCGCGAAGUCUAGGACAGUGUCACGAAAGGAAGUUUCUCUCUUUGCCCAAAGAAAAA